Messenger RNA from Acanthochromis polyacanthus (spiny chromis), 2418 nucleotides. RefSeq names its product NLR family CARD domain-containing protein 3-like. Bases 1 to 2418 code for a protein of 805 amino acids. The record is from RefSeq and is a predicted model, not a curated record. NCBI's taxonomy places the organism in Eukaryota, Metazoa, Chordata, Actinopteri, Pomacentridae. Gene Ontology annotation, molecular function: protein binding. The transcript has 5 exons.
AUGAAGAGGAGGGGAGUUUGUGUGGAGGAGCAGCCGUCCUGCUGUGCUCGGUGUCAGGACUUCCUGAAGGAUCCAGUCUCUAACAGCUGUGGACACUGGUUCUGCAGACAGUGCAUCAGCUCAUACUGGGACCAGUCUGCUCCAUCAGGACACUCCUCCUGUCCCCUGUGUGGAGAAAGAUCCAGAACCAGCAGCUGUGGACAAAGAGCAGGCGUUGGUCUGCAGGAGGUUCUGCAGGAACAUAAGAUGAGUCUGAGGAGGAGAUGUGAACAUGUGACUGAAGGAAGUGAUGAAGCAGGAGGUGGAACCCUCCUCAACAGGAUCUACACUGAGCUCUACAUCACAGAGGGACACAGUGGAGAGGCUGAUGUCCAACAUGAGGUGGGGCAGCUGGAGACAGCUUCCAAGAAGAGCCUCCAUGACAUUCCCAUCAGGUGCCAGGACAUCUUCAAAGCCUUACCUGAGCAGCAGAGGGCCGUCAGAGUGGUCCUGACCAACGGCGUGGCUGGCGUGGGAAAAACCUUCUUAGUGCUGAAGUUCACUCUGGACUGGGCAGAGGGUGGAGAAAACCAAGACGUGAGUGUGGUAGUGGUGCUUCCGUUCAGGGAGCUGAACUUGAUCAGAGAUGAGCAGCACAGUCUUCUCACACUGCUCCAUGUUUUCCAUCCAACAUUACAGAAAGUGACGGCAGAGCAGCUGGCUGUCUGUAAACUUUUGUUCAUCUUUGACGGUCUGGAUGAAAGCAGACUUUCACUGGAUUUCACCAACAGGAAGGUUGUGUCUGACAUCAGCCAGAAGUCUUCGCUGGACGUUCUGCUGGUCAACCUCAUGGAGGGGAAUCUGCUUCCCUCGGCUUUGGUCUGGAUCACUUCCCGCCCUGCGGCGUCCAGUCAGAUCCCUCCUAAAUGUGUGGACAGGUUAACAGAAGUACGAGGCUUCACCGACGUCCAGAAGGAGGAGUACUUCAGGAGGAGGAUCAGCGAUGAAGAGCGCUCCAGCACAAUCAUCUCCCACAUGAAGACAUCCCGGAACCUCCACAUCAUGUGUCGACUCCCAGUGUUCUGCUGGAUCACUGCUGCAGUUCUGGAGCAAAUAUUGACCACAGAGCAGAGAGGAGAGCUGCCCAAGAGCAUGACUGAGAUGUUCUCACACUUCCUGCUGGUUCAGACGCAGAGGAAGAAGAACAAGUACCAUAAGGGACAUAAGAAGAUUCCACAGGAGCUGACGAAGGCUGACAGGGAAGUUCUUCUGAAGCUGGGGAGGCUGGCCUUUGAACAUCUGGAGAAAGAAAACAUCAUGUUCUACCAAGAAGACCUGGAGCAGUGUGGUCUGGAUGUGACAGAGGCCUCGGUGUUGUCAGGAGUUUGUACCCAGAUCUUCAGGAGAGAGUGUGAGAUGUUCCAGAAACCAGUCUACUGCUUUGUUCAUCUGAGCGUUCAGGAGUUUCUGGCUGCAGUCUACAUGCUCCACUGUUACACCAACAGGAAGAUGGAGGUUCUGGUGAAGUUCCUGGGAGAAGAGCGGAAAGAUCUUUAUGCUGAAGAUGUUAAUGGUUACAAGGAUAACACAGACAUCUCAUCCCUGGAUGUUUUCCUGAACAGAGUCAUGCAGAAAUCCCUCAGAAGUAGAAAUGGUCACCUGGACCUGUUUGUUCGCUUCCUUCAUGGCCUCUGUCUGGAGUCCAACCAGAGACUCUUAAGAGGUCUGCUGGGUCGGACAGAGACCCAUCCAGAAAUGAUCCAGAGAAUUCUCAACAGCCUGAAGGAGAUGACGAGCAGUUAUGAAAUAUCUCCAGACAGAAUCAUAAACAUCUUCCACUGUCUGAUGGAGAUUAAGGAUCUCUCAUUACAUCAGGAGAUCCAAGAGUUCCUGCAGUCAGAGAACAGAUCAGAGAAGGAACUCUCUGAGAUCCAGUGCUCAGCUCUGGCCUACAUGCUGCAGAUGUCAGAGGAGGUUCUGGAUGAGUUGGACCUGAACAAGUACAGAACAUCAGAGGAGGGAAAACGGAGACUGAUUCCAGCUGUGAGGAACUGCAGAAAGUUUCGACUUGCUGCCUGUGGACUCUCAGAGAGUCACUGUGAAGUCGUGGCCUCAGCUCUGAAGUCCAACCCCUCCCAUCUGAUAGAACUGGGCCUGUGUGGAAACUACAUGAAGGAUUCAUCAGUGAAGCAUCUUUGUGAUGGACUGCAGAGUCCAAACUGUAAACUGGAGACUCUCAGAUUAUGGGGCUGCAGGUUGUCAGAGAUCAGCUGUGAUUCUCUGGUCUCAGCUCUGAAGUCCAACCCCUCCCAUCUGGAACAUCUGGACCUGAGGAACAACAAAUUGAAGGACUCAGGAGUGAAACAUCUGAGUGGUUUUGUGGAGAGUCCAGACUGCAUCCUGACUGAGAGGCUGCAGGCUGUCAGAGAUCAGCUGUGA